Molecule: messenger RNA, 4519 nt
Organism: Laetiporus sulphureus 93-53
Lineage: Eukaryota; Fungi; Basidiomycota; Agaricomycetes; Polyporales; Laetiporaceae
Exons: 19
Coding region: 101-4372 (1423 amino acids)
Biological process (GO): vacuolar acidification
Cellular component (GO): RAVE complex
Molecular function (GO): protein binding
Source: RefSeq, a predicted model, not a curated record
CUCUGGCCACCAUGACUCUCCGCGAUUAGUCCAAAAACCCGUUCGACGUGUAAUCUAGAGGUAUCAUACUAUCACGCCGUGAUCGCCCACUGUGCGCAGCAUGCUCGAGCUAUUACAGGCUUUCACAGGCUACCCGACCACCGGUCUUCAGUUUCUCGUCUUGCAGAGCGAGACGCUCCUGCUAUAUCCUUACUCUGACUGUAUCAUCAUCCUGAAUGCACGCACUCUUACGUUCUUGCGCGCCCUGGCGUUUCGGGAGGCUUUCCCCGGCACACGGCAUUCUAAUGAUUCUAUACGAUGUCUUGCCAUCGAUCCUGGAAUGAAGCUCGUGGUUGCGUCGAUGGGGUCACGGAUCGCUACCUGGACUCUGUCCAACACAGGGUCGUCCCAGCCACAGAACUCUUGGCGGCUGCAUGCGACGUUGCUUGUUUCAGAGGAUCAGGAAGUGACCGCUCUGGAUUGCAAAUCCGGUCUGCUCGCUGUCAGCACGCGCGCCAGUUUGUCCGUCUAUACACUAAUUCUAGAGAACGACCUGCCAACUUGGUCAUGCAAGUGGACAUAUAGCGCGAAAUGCCCAAUCUGCGUGCGUUUUUCGCCAUCCCUCAUGUACAUUGCUGCAAUAUCAUUGCAUGACAAUACUGUCCGCCUCCAUUCGACGACCUCUGGCCGCCUCACACAAGCCAUACCCCAUCCCCGUCCUGUGACGGACAUCCAUUGGCGGCAGCCGACACCUACACACUCCCAUGCACAUGGCCAUAGUGAUGACCCAAUUCUGUACACAACAACGGCCGAUGGGACGUUGCGUAUCUUUCUUCCUGUGCUGGAUGAGCCUCAGCGCGUCCAACUGCAUGCUGCCCUUGAUGCUGCGAGUGCAGUGCCUUUCUCGUCCUCACUGGAUGCCGAUGUGGCAAUCACGACGAGCGCGGUGUUCCCACUUGAGAGAGGUGCUGUGCUGAGCGCAUUGAAGGGUGCCAGCGGGGAGACUGCGAAGGAAGAUGGACGGAGCAGAAGAGUGAGAGAGAUCGCCGAAGAAGGUUGGGACUUAUUUCUGCGUGUGCUUGCAGAUGGGUCACUUGUCGUGCAAGCGGUUGCAAACAUCGACCGUCGUCCACCGACACUUCUGAGGCAUUUCACACUCCUACAGUCCGCACCAGGUCUUUUACCCUCCCCGCCGCCAUCGCAUCUCUACGUACUUUCCUUACAACCCUAUUCUGCCCCCGUCUCUGAGGCCUCCUCCAAAUCGACUGCCGUCUCUACCCCGACAAAUUCUUCUUCCACUACCCCCAACGAACUGAUCCUCAUCGCUUCCCCACCCCUUGCCUCCUAUUCUCUCGCUCCGAUUCCAUUCUUUGAUGCGCGUGCGGAUGGGCUCACGCCCAUCUCACGUGCUGCAGAUCAAGAAAGAGAAGUGGAUGUCGACGUAGGUGGUGCUUCUUUCAGCACUAGCAUGCGACGAAGAGAAGUUUUGCGAUUUGUCAGAACACCGGAGGGGGAAGGUGUUGCGGCAGUAUGGGCUGAUGGAGGCGGCGAAACAUGUCGCGUGACCCACCAUGGGCGACGUUUGGAGCCUAGGGGAAAAUGGAUCCCAGAGUCGGAGGAUAGCAAGGGCAAGGUGGAAAGAGUAGCCGUGCUCGACGAGGGCAGGUGUUUUGUCACAUAUUCGUGCCUGUCCGAGUCCGACACACGAAGGGGUGUUCUCACCCUACAUACUUCUCCACCCGCAAUGUUAACUGUUCCUCCAUUGACCUCGCUCUUCUGUCUUCCGCUGCAGAGCACCCCUUUGGCCAUCCCUUCCUCCUCCGCUGUCACUCCACCACUUGCUCUUGUUGGCAUCACUGCGGCACAAACUAUUCUCGUGGUCUCUGUCGCCUACGCUCCUGAGCCGCGGCUAUCGUUGUUCUCGGAGAGUUCUCUCCCCAUAUCAUCGUCUGCGCGACUGAUAUCGCCAGUCGACCCAAUGGCAUGGAGUGGAACAUUUGCCGGUGCGGCGAGUAACGAACCCCACGAUGUUCUACUAAGUGUGUCCGAGGAGGGUGAGUUGGCGUUUUGGGUACCAGAGGCUGCCAUGGGUCGCUGUGCAAACGGCAAAACAAACGGUACGAAUGGUCGCGUCAAUGGGAGUGGGGCCACAACGCCAUCACACUGGCAUUGUACGGGCCGAGUGAGGACGGGAAGGAAAGGCAUGAGCAAGGCGGCAUGUAGCUCGGCGAAAAAGUCUGUGCUAGUUGUGCCUGGACCUGAAGGCGAGGAGCUGACAAUCUGGGACUCAAAAAUAUCCGAAUUUUCUUCUGGCUUAGAGUAUCGUGAGGUGCUCAGCUCUUCCGACCCAAUCAACGACCUUGACUGGACCGCAACACCUGACUCUCAAUCAAUCCUUGCCAUCGGUUUUGCCCAUCGAGUUGAGCUUUUGUGCCAGCAACGCAUGACGUACUUCGAUGAAACACCUGCGUGGGGCCGUUGUUGGACAGUCGACGUUGGCAGAUUGUUCCCUCAUCCAAUCAGUGACUCCAUAUGGCUGACUAGAGGUUCGCUACUUGUCGGAUCGGGUCAUAUACUAUGUCUUUUCGGUCAGCCGAAGUCUCCGCCAAGCGAAACGCAGAGGCCGGAGAGCCUAUUCGAGCACGUGGCUCGAGAGAAUGGCCCUCUGUUUGAAUACCAUCCUCAGAUGAUACUACAAUGCUUGCUUUGGGAGAAAAUCGAGCUUGUCAAAAAGAUCAUCAUAAAUCUGGCGAAGAAUCUUGAAAACGGUCGGGAUGUCGUACAUUGGAAAGGCGUCCCACUGGAUGAAUUCUUCCGGAAGGACGAGGUAGUCAAAGCAAUACAUGUGCCGCGACGAUCCCGGUACAACGUGUUGUUCAGUGUUCCAGAGGUUAAGGAUGAAAACGAUGAGGAUCAGUUCUCCCGCUCGCUGGUUGAAAAAGUCAUGGAGAACCUCGGAGAACAGCCGUUGCCCAAUUUGACGCCAAACGAGCAGGCAUCGCUUCUCGUGUUGAUACAGGCUACUUUAGAGAUCGAAGAACAACGUCGCGCGCUCGACGCGAACGGCCUGCGUUAUCUUAUUUCCAUGCGGGUAUUUUACAUCACUCGUCACCGCAUGUCCACACCUGGUACUCCGGCAUCCAUCCGCAGUGGUACCGUUAGCAAGCGCAUUCUCCCGCGCGAACGCCUUCGGUAUCGCGAUAUCAUCUGGGCCUUUCACAGCGAAAGCCAGGAGCUCUUGCUGUCGACGUCUAUGUCCGCAUGCGGUGGCAAGAUGACUUGGUCCGACGCGCGCGCUCUGGGCGUAUUCUUAUGGAUGCGUUCUGCAGAGUCCAUGAAAUCUCACAUGGAAGUGCUGGCUCGCAAUCAAUACAUGGCAGGGGACAACCGCGAUCCCACGGCAUGCAGUCUUUUCUAUUUCGCUUUGGGCAAGUCCAAACUUGUUCAUGGUCUAUGGCGUCAGGCCGCGUGGCAUAAGGAGCAGGCACAGAUGCUCAAGUUCCUAAGCAACGACUUCACCCAGCCUCGAUGGCGUACGGCUGCUUUGAAGAACGCCUUUGCGCUUUUAAGCAAGCGUCGUUUCGAAUACGCCGCUGCCUUCUUCCUUUUGGGAAACAGCUUAAAGGACGCGGUGAACGUGUGUAUCAGGAAUCUCUCAGAUUUCCAGCUGGCGGUCGCAUUGGCACGCGUAAUCGAACAGGGAAAUCAUGGCCCUGUACUCAAGGAAAUCCUAGAAAACACAGUCGUACCUUUGGCUUUCCAAGACGGGAAUCGCUGGCUGGCUAGCUGGGCUUUCUGGCUAUUGCAUCGGCGAGAUCUUGCUGUACGGAUACUGGUGACGCCGCUGGAGGACAUCGCAGCCGUAUUGGAGGUGCAGAUUCCCGAGAUCGGCGAGCCUCACUACGAUGAUCCCAGCCUGGCACUGCUCUUCUCUCAGCUGAAAUCGCGAACGCUUCAGACAGCCAAGGGCACGAGCGAAAUAUCGGGGCGCACGGAGUUCAACUUUGUGCUCCAAAUCGCACGCGUCUUCUGCAGAAUGGGCUGCCACGUCCUGGCUCUCGACCUCGUCCGUACAUGGUCCUUCGAGCGACCGUCCACCAUUACCCAUGACGGGCCGCUCGCGCGGCCGCCCAGCCCGGUCUCCACGCGGUUCGCACUGGAGCCCGCCCUUCGCCGGCGUUCGUCCAUCUUCAUCGAUAUGGACCCCGUCAGCGCGCCGCCCACGCGCAAACCGUCGCCCGAGCGCAAGGCUGUUCCUCCGUUAAAGCCACUCGAAGAAGAGCUCCGGGAAGAGCCGGAUCUCAUUGCGCGCAAGGCGGGCCUGGGCAGCUUGAUGAAGUCUGCGAAGCAGGAUGUGCAGGUGCCGGAGUUCGAUAUGAAUGCUUUCUUUUGAUCCGGGUAUUUUAACGCAGAGAGCAAUGAGGGUGAGGGUCACGUUUUCGCGUGGUAAUUAUUCUAUCAGUUUGCAUGUUCGACUGGAGCAAUGUGCACAAGUACCUUUUCGCAGGAAUUGGACUGAUGAGAAAUGCGCAGAAGGCGG